This is a messenger RNA of Mycena indigotica, 1077 nucleotides long. RefSeq lists its product as uncharacterized. The coding region runs from base 1 to 1077 and encodes 358 amino acids. The record is from RefSeq and is a predicted model, not a curated record. NCBI's taxonomy places the organism in Eukaryota, Fungi, Basidiomycota, Agaricomycetes, Agaricales, Mycenaceae. The transcript has 14 exons.
AUGGUGUCAUCCCCCGCUUUACUUCUCCUUCUCUUUCCAUACGACAUUGGGCCCCCGUCGAGUAUGUCUGUGCCACCGUUGGGCAUCCCAUCCGACAUCGCUUUCAUCACAGGCCCAACAAUGUUGGGGAUAUGCUUGAAUUGGGGCUUUAUGGGUGUUUUGGCCGCUCAAACAUACUUCUACCACGUACACUUCCCCGACGACCGCCUCCUCGUCAAAUCGCUAGUUUACGGGCUAGCCAUGCUGGAUGUGCUGCAGACGGCGAUGAUCACCGCUGAUGCCUUCCACUGGUUUUGCUUUGGGUUCGGGGACAUGGCACAGCUCAAUGAAACCUUCUUGAACUCAUGGGACGUCCCCUUUCUCGACGCGCUUAUAGCCCUCGUCGUGCAGGCAUUCUAUUGCUGGCGAAUAUACUUUAUCCGCCAGACCAUCCUCGUCCCCUUGGGCAUCUUCCUGAUAUCGAUUGCGCAGUGUGUGGGCGGAAUUGCAACUGCUGUCAAGGCGCAUCGGUUGGGCCGCCUCUCGCUCAUCCCCACCGAAGUUUUCGAGCAAACGCUGUGGCUUGUUAGCGGCGCCGUGGCGGAUGUGGCUAUCGCAGUGACGCUCGCUUGGGCUUUGUUGUAUAAACGCACAACCACGCUGCCGCGCACAAAGAGUAUCAUAUCGCGCGUGAUUCGGCUGACAGUGGAGACAAAUGCGCUGACUGCCGGCUGCGCGGUGUUGGCGUUGAUUAUAUUCUGGGGAGCGCCGAAGCAUCCUACGCUAGUCGUCCCACCAACGGCCAUCAUCGGAAAGUUAUAUACCAACUGCCUCAUAGCAGUAUUCAACAACCGCGCGAUAGAACCGAUUCGCUCAGGCCCCCGAGUGUCCGCGACAGCGCCGGCACAGUCCCGCACCAAUAACCAUGCAAUGCACUCAGUGCAGUUUGCCAUCGACGCCGAGCACGGCGCGCGCGCCGGUGGGGUGUCCGUAUCCGAUGGCAGUGCCGCGGAAGGUGUGAAGGUGCAUGUCGUGCGCGAGAUGGAGCUAACGUAUGAUCCUGAAACGGAGCUCGAGGACUUUCCCAAAGCCCGCUAG